GACGACACCCAGGAUGUGUCCCGAAGACCACGUGGCCCCAGGAGGCGCCAGUGCUAGCCAUGGGCGUGCAGCCCCCCAACUUCUCGUGGGUGCUCCCCGGCCGGCUGGCGGGGCUGGCCCUGCCCCGGCUCCCCGCCCACUACCAGUUCCUGCUGGACCAGGGUGUGCGGCACCUGGUGUCACUGACGGAGCGCGGGCCCCCGCACAGCGACAGCUGCCCCGGCCUCACCCUGCACCGACUGCGUAUCCCAGACUUCUGCUCGCCGGGCCCAGAGCAGAUCGAGCGCUUCGUGAAGAUUGUCGACGAGGCCAACGCCCGGGGAGAGGCGGUGGGAGUGCACUGUGCCCUGGGCUUUGGCCGCACGGGUACCAUGCUGGCUUGUUACCUGGUGAAGGAGCGGGGCCUGGCUGCAGGGGACGCCAUCGCUGAGAUCCGGCGCCUUCGACCCGGCUCCAUCGAGACCUAUGAGCAAGAGAAGGCGGUCUUCCAGUUCUACCAGCGAAGGAAAUAAGGGACCUCAGCACUCUUCUGCCAGGCCCCCCGCGGCCCUGACCUGUGUGUUAGAUGGGGCCAGAGACGCGGAAGUGAACUAAAAGUGCUAAGCCCUCCAGCGCUCGCUUGGCUGGCUCAAAAGACAGAAGUAGCCCUUCCCUGCAGGCAGGCCCUGGUAGGAGGAUGGCUGGAGAAGCACCAAUGUGGGGUGUCCCUCUGCCACUGCCUUGAAUAAAUAAAGAACCAGCUCACACUGCAUAGCACUUUAAGUUUACAAAGUGCUCC
Molecule: messenger RNA, 778 nt
Organism: Mesoplodon densirostris (Blainville's beaked whale)
Lineage: Eukaryota; Metazoa; Chordata; Mammalia; Artiodactyla; Ziphiidae
Gene: DUSP23
Product: dual specificity phosphatase 23
Exons: 3
Coding region: 60-512 (150 amino acids)
Biological process (GO): protein dephosphorylation; cilium assembly
Molecular function (GO): protein tyrosine/serine/threonine phosphatase activity
Source: RefSeq, a predicted model, not a curated record